GUACAUCAAACAAAAUCUUCAAAGACGAUAAAUCCUGUUUUAAUAAAAGCAAAUCGAGUAAGAAUUUGAAAAUGGGUUCUUCUAAAUUGUUGGUUGCACUCACUCUCGUUGUUAUGAUUACCAUUUCCUAUGACCUCUUCUCUGAAAUAGGAAUAAGUGCGGCAACGCUUGUGAUUCCAACAUGCUUUGAAAAUUGUAACGCGACAUUUCAAGAUCCAGAAUGUAACAAAUGGUGUGCAUUAUUGGCUUAUAAAGAUGGUAGCUGCCUAUAUCCUCCUUCUGAGGUUGAUGAUCUUCCCCCUAUUAAACGACCUUACAUUCCUCGUUGUUGUUGUAAUCCUAUUACUCUUUCACCUCCUUCUCCUUGAUUAAUAUAUAUUUUAUUUUAUUUUACGUACCUACAAUGAAUAAAGAGAUAAAUAAUCUUCUUUUGAAUAGAAAAACCAAAUAUUCAAUUCGGUUCAAUUCA
This is a messenger RNA of Arabidopsis thaliana (thale cress), 469 nucleotides long. Its product is annotated as Cysteine-rich protein. Lineage: Eukaryota; Viridiplantae; Streptophyta; Magnoliopsida; Brassicales; Brassicaceae. Bases 72 to 368 code for a protein of 98 amino acids. Gene Ontology annotation, cellular component: extracellular region. The record is from RefSeq and is marked reviewed. The transcript is spliced from 2 exons.